AUGAAGAAGGCAUUGAUGUCAAAGAAUAAACUCAAGUUCGUUGAUGGCUCUUUGACAGUUCCUGCCAAAACAGAUCCUCUGUAUUCUGCAUGGGAGAGAUGCAACACAAUGGUACUUUCUUGGAUUGUUCAUUCACUUUCUUCUUCAAUUACUCAGAGUAUUCUUUGGAUUGACAAAGCUAUUAAUGUUUGGAAUGACUUGAAAGAACGAUUUUCUCAAGGAGAUAUGUUUAGAAUAUCAGAUUUACAGGAAGAAAUUUUUUCUUUGAAGCAAGGGGAUCGGUCUAUUGCAGAUUACUUUACUAAGCUAAAAAUCCUUUGGGAUGAGUUACUUAAUUUCAGGCCUUUACCAGUUUGCAUUCGCCCUAAUCCGUGUACUUGUGAUGCUAUUACAAAGAUGAAGGGAUAUCUAGAGGCUGAUUAUGUGAUUAGAUUUCUAAAAGAAAGGCAGUUAAAUCCAGUCAAUUCUGUUAAUCCUUUCACUAUUAAUGCGAUGGAGUCUAAAGUUUUUGUUAGCAAGGCAGUUAAUGGAUCGAUGGGUAAUAGGCCUCCUUAUUAUCAAAAGCCUGGUGCGCGAAAUGCUUACAAUUCAGCUGUUGUUGACACUAGAUUUUGCACUAACUGUGGCAAAUCUAGACAUACUGUAGAGACGUGUUACAAGAAGCAUGGGUUCCCUCCUGGUUACAGGCGUGGUUAUAAUGCUUCUGCCAACAAUAUAAUGGCAGAUGAAUCACAACAGCAAUAUGAAUCUAACCUAAUUUCCUCUCAACCUCAGUCUGGUACAAGCACAGGUCAAGAAGAUUCAGGUUUAGUCCAAAAGAAUUACGAAAAUUCCAGCAUUGGUUUAUCACAAGAUCAGAUUAAGGGGUUAUUAGCAUUGCUUCGAUCAGCACAAUUGGAUCCAAAGUCUCAUUCCAUAAACCAACAUGUAUCUACUUUUAACUUGUGCUACUGA
Hevea brasiliensis (rubber tree) is the source of this 954-nucleotide messenger RNA. RefSeq lists its product as uncharacterized. The record is from RefSeq and is a predicted model, not a curated record. Lineage: Eukaryota; Viridiplantae; Streptophyta; Magnoliopsida; Malpighiales; Euphorbiaceae. The transcript has 3 exons. The coding region runs from base 1 to 954 and encodes 317 amino acids.